Fonsecaea pedrosoi CBS 271.37 is the source of this 225-nucleotide messenger RNA. RefSeq lists its product as uncharacterized. The transcript has a single exon. The record is from RefSeq and is a predicted model, not a curated record. Lineage: Eukaryota; Fungi; Ascomycota; Eurotiomycetes; Chaetothyriales; Herpotrichiellaceae. The coding region runs from base 1 to 225 and encodes 74 amino acids.
AUGACCUAUCAACAGAAGUCAGGUCUCCAACCCGAACUGUCUCAGACCUUCUAUUCGAAACAACUUCUGGGCAAAGUCAAAGCAAGCAAAUAUGCUGAUAUUGGCACAAUCUGUGCCCAACAACCUGCUCCGCACAAACAGAAGAAGCUCAAUCCAAAGACUAUGAAGACAGAGCCAAUCAAACCAAACGGUGACUUCUAUCAGCCUGGAGAGCCACGUGCUUGA